GCACUGAGCACGUUUGGUUAGUUGCCCAAGAUGCCAAAUAUCAAAAUCUUCAGUGGGAGCUCCCACCAGGACUUAUCCCAGAAAAUAGCUGACCGCCUGGGCCUGGAGCUGGGCAAGGUUGUGACUAAGAAAUUCAGCAAUCAGGAGACCUGUGUGGAAAUUGGGGAAAGUGUUCGUGGAGAGGAUGUCUACAUUGUUCAGAGUGGGUGUGGUGAGAUAAAUGACAAUCUAAUGGAGCUUUUGAUCAUGAUUAAUGCUUGCAAGAUUGCUUCAGCCAGCCGGGUUACUGCAGUCAUCCCAUGCUUCCCUUAUGCCCGGCAGGAUAAGAAGGAUAAGAGCCGGGCUCCCAUCUCAGCAAAGCUUGUUGCAAAUAUGCUAUCUGUAGCAGGUGCUGAUCAUAUCAUCACCAUGGAUCUACAUGCAUCUCAGAUUCAGGGUUUCUUUGAUAUCCCAGUGGACAAUUUAUAUGCAGAGCCAGCUGUCCUAAAGUGGAUACGGGAGAACAUAUCUGAGUGGAAAAACUGUACUAUUGUCUCACCUGACGCUGGUGGAGCCAAGAGAGUGACCUCCAUUGCAGACCGACUGAAUGUGGAUUUUGCUUUGAUUCACAAGGAACGGAAGAAGGCCAAUGAAGUGGACCGCAUGGUUCUGGUAGGAGAUGUGAAGGAUCGUGUGGCUAUACUUGUGGAUGACAUGGCUGACACUUGUGGUACAAUCUGUCAUGCUGCUGACAAACUUCUCUCAGCUGGAGCUACCAGAGUUUAUGCUAUCUUGACGCAUGGAAUCUUUUCUGGCCCAGCCAUUUCUCGCAUCAACAAUGCAUGCUUUGAAGCAGUAGUAGUUACCAAUACCAUACCUCAGGAGGACAAGAUGAAACACUGCUCCAAAAUCCAGGUGAUUGACAUCUCUAUGAUCCUUGCAGAAGCCAUCAGGAGAACCCACAACGGAGAAUCUGUCUCCUACCUGUUCAGCCAUGUUCCUCUAUAAUAUAAUAACUUCUGAAACAUUUUGAAAAUAAAACCACCCCCACCCCUUGUUUUUCUUAGUAUUGAGUUCAGCAGAAGACCCAACUUGCUUUAGCAGUUUUUUACACCCCAUAUUAGCUACAUUAGCAUUUAUCCUACAUUGGAGAUAGGUGGAUUGCUAUUGACUGCUAGUAUGCUCUACCU
This is a messenger RNA of Rattus rattus (black rat), 1169 nucleotides long. Its product is annotated as ribose-phosphate pyrophosphokinase 1-like. Lineage: Eukaryota; Metazoa; Chordata; Mammalia; Rodentia; Muridae. Gene Ontology annotation, molecular function: magnesium ion binding; ATP binding; ribose phosphate diphosphokinase activity. The record is from RefSeq and is a predicted model, not a curated record. Gene Ontology annotation, biological process: 5-phosphoribose 1-diphosphate biosynthetic process; purine nucleotide biosynthetic process; ribonucleoside monophosphate biosynthetic process. Bases 31 to 987 code for a protein of 318 amino acids. The transcript has a single exon. Gene Ontology annotation, cellular component: ribose phosphate diphosphokinase complex; cytoplasm.